GUUCGUCUCGAACGUCGAGCGCCUCGCGUGCUCGCGAUUUAUCGUUCUGUCACUCUCUUUGUCUUUCUGUCUCUCUUUUUCUCUCUCUCUCUCUUUCUCUCUCUUUCUUUUUGUCUAUCUGCCUAUGUAUACAUAUAUAUAUAUAUCACUGUCUCUCUGUCUCUGUUUCUCUCCUUCUCUCGCACGAUAAUCCGUCGCGCGUUUUAAACCGGGGAAAAAAUUAUAAUCGUGUGCAGGAUGUAAAAAGUACGAUGAUGAUGAUGAUGUUGAGAUGUGCGUCGUCGUGUCGAGUAGAGGAGAAGAACAAUACAUAGAGAUCAAGCUUUUGUUUAUAUAUUUAUUAUGAGACCAAACAGCAGCGAAUAAUAAUCUCUUUUAGAUACGAGCCAGUGCAUCGGCGGGGGUGAUAAAUCGGGGCGCAAAGGCGCCGUCGCGUCGUCUACGUGCUUGCUCUUUUCUCGACGUGAUGCUAUUGCUGCUCUACAAUAAUCCUUAGUGUUACUAUUACAACUAUUAUUACUAUUAUUUGUGAUCGAACAAUUCGCGAGUGUUGGAUUUUCUCGUGAGAGAGAAGAAAAAACGUUAAUCGGACUGAGAAAGAGGAAGAGGACAAUAAAAAUAGUGGUAGUAGAGGGUUGUUGUUAAAGAACAAUUCAAAGAAAUAAUAAGAUAGUUAAAGAAAACAAACGAGAAGAGGAUAAGAAAGAAGAGAAAAAAAAAUGAGGGCCUCGUUGUUACUCCUGGGGGGCAUCAUCGUAGUUCUCUCGAUCGCGGUUGCAAGGGCACUGUCCUGUGUGUGUUCGCCGCUCGAGUGUGACAUACUCACCGACGAGGAUUGCCCUGGAGGACUCACCUGGGAUCCUUGCAGAUGUUGCAAAGUAUGUGCGCGCGUUGAAGGUGAACCAUGCGGGGGUCUUUUCGGCUUUUCCGGGAGCUGCGCGGUUGGACUGCAGUGUAUAAUCAAAAAUCUACUACCUCACACGCGGGAAGUGGACGAGGGCGUCUGUGCGAAGAUACCAGGAAGAUGGCGAAGGCAUUGUCCAAACGGACCAAUAAUGUCAGGUCCUGGUUGCAACCUGGUUGACGAUGGAACCUCUGAUGAAAGCGGAAACGCGGUUGCGAGCGGGAAAUGCGUUUGCGGACCAUCCGUGCCCUGGUGUCCGGGUGAACCGCGACCAUAUGACUACAGGACUCGGCACGAGUGCAAGCUCAAUUUGGCUGCGAAAAUUGCCUACGACGAUCUCCUUAAUUCUGAAGAUAGAGAGAACGUCGUAGUCAACGAGAACGAGAACGUAACUGCAACUCCAAGCACACCUAUCAAUCGAAUCAUAGAAGCCAAUUUCUUUCCACUCACCCAGCUGCUACUGCUACUGCAGCUCUCUACUUCUGAUACUUCUAUUGCCGCUGCUUCUGGUACCGGUGCUGCUACUUCUGCUUCUGCUUCUACUGCUGAACUUUUGCACGGUACGAGAUGUCCCGAGGACAGCGUGGAAAAUGAAAAUGGCGAGUGUAAAUGCUCUCCAUGUCCUUCACCACCAGUCUGUUCCGAACCUGGACAACGUCUCUUACAAACAAAGAUCGCAAUUCCUGGGACACCCGGUAGUUGCUGUUCUCAUUACGAAUGUCUUCCCUCAGGACAUCAACAAAAUGGACAUCAAGAAGGACAAGAUCAGCAACAAAGUUCAGAAAACGGUUGUCCAAGGGACAGUGUUCCAAGCGAAGAUGAUGUAUGUAAAUGCGUACCCAUGUGUCCACCUGCGUCUUGUAAACCAGGUGAACGUGCUGUAGAAGUUAGACAAGCCGUUCCUAAUACACCUGGUUUUUGUUGUCCUCUCUACAAGUGUGUACCAUCAGAAUCCGUAUACUUGGUUGAAACGGAAGAAAGUGGUAAUACCAGGAAUUGUUUCUUCAAAAAUGGAUUAUUCCGACGAGUUGGAGAACAUUGGAAAGACGAACCCUGCGUAAAUUGCACGUGCCAAGAGAAUGGUCAAGUGUCUUGUAUAGGAAUCAUGUGCAAAUCUUGUGCAAACCCGAUACCACCAGAUCCAGGCGAAUGUUGUUCUCACUGUCCACAACCAACUAGUCUAACUGAUGUUGAUAUCGAUAGCAGCAAAUCGAAUUGCAAAACCUCUUUGAUUGAUUGUAACCUCGAUUGCAAUCGUUACUUAACCGACGAGAAUGGCUGUCAGAUUUGUGAAUGUUAUAAACCAACAAAGAACGAAAUGAUUCACCCAGGAUCGGAGGAGGACAAACUCUGUCCAGAAUUAUCAAACUGCGAACUUAAUUGCGAUCUCGUAAAAGACGAGUUUGGAUGUUCGAUUUGUGCCUGUCAAUCGAUAUCAAAUUUAUCGUCAACGUCAACACCACUGACUCCUUCACGAAAUCAACAAAACUUGAGUUUCCCAUCAACGAAUCGAACAUGGAACCAUCCAAAUAUCGACAAUUUCGAUAAUAACGACGAUAAGAAAGUUGUCUGUCCCGAAGUAAACUGUGAUCUUCAUUGCGAACGUGGUCUCAUGAUGGAUGAGAACGAUUGUACUUUAUGCGAAUGCAAACCACUUCACGAGAAUUGUCCUUCAUUCGUUGGAUGUAAAAAGAAAUGUAGAUUUGGUUACAAAACCAACAAACGUGGCUGUCCGAUAUGUCGGUGUCGGGCGAGUUGCAUCAACGAUGAGAAUGAACCAAUACAGGAAGGUGAAAGCUGGCUACGAAACGCUUGCACAACUUGCACGUGCGAAAUAGGCGGGAGAGUAAAUUGCAAGGAAACCGUUUGUUCGGUGGCCUGUAGCGAUCCUUUACCCCCAGAACCAAACACGUGCUGCCCAGUUUGUCCAAUCACGGAAAAUGAAGGGAAUCAUCAGAAUAACAGAGGCUGGGGAGUGGUACCGAUCACGUUGAUCGUCGUCCUGGCGUUACUUUGUCUUCUGUUGAUUAUCCACAUCGUUCGUAGCCGUUUUCGUGGUCGACUAUCGCCAUCAGAUGCAAGCUAUUCCUAUCCACCGCAAUAUUAUAAGUGCGUGCCUGCUUACGACACACCAAUGCAUCGAAACGAGAAGAUCGUGCCACUGUAAAAGACUGUUAUCAACGAUGCACAUACACACACACACACGCACGCAUGCACAUGCACACAUACACACAUACUCACAAAUAUACCUUUUUUUUCUCAAUGUUCCUCGUUCUAUAUUUCUUUUCUCGUUUCUUCGAAUGAAAGAGAAAAAUGAAACAUUCACACGAGGAUCAUUGAAUGUGAUGAUUGUCGGGAUAAAAUUAUUAAGAAAAAACAAAAAAUAAAAAAAAAACAAAAAAUAAAAAUUCAAAAAGAAAGAAAGAAAGAAAGAAAGAAAAAGUAGACACACUAAUCCGGUAAUUUUUCUCGAUUAAACAUUUUAUCGAAGAAAAUCGAUAUACAUAUAUAUAUAUGCCGGAGUUUGAGAAAAUAAAUAGGACCCUUUGCGAGUAGAUUCAGUAUUAUUCAUAAGUGAUGAAUCAAACGUGUUUAUGAGGGAGAUCAAGGAAAAUAAAGAAACGAACAAGAGUAAUUUAUAAAAUUGGGGUUAGAACUAAAUAAAAAUAAUAAUAAUAAUAAUAAUAAUAAUAAGGAACGUAUUAUUCGACGAUAACCAUUACGAAUGAAUACCAUUUGUUCGAAGAACCCCUUGAAAUCUUGUUAAAAUAAAUGAAGAUGAAGACAAGACGAAGAUCAAGAUGAAGAAAAACUAUUAAUAUACGGUAACAUUUAAUCUGUAAAUUAUAUGUAACGAAAAAAAAAAAAUGCCAAAAAAAAA
This is a messenger RNA of Polistes dominula (European paper wasp), 3785 nucleotides long. RefSeq names its product crimpy (gene cmpy). Gene Ontology annotation, cellular component: plasma membrane; extracellular region. Lineage: Eukaryota; Metazoa; Arthropoda; Insecta; Hymenoptera; Vespidae. The record is from RefSeq and is a predicted model, not a curated record. Gene Ontology annotation, molecular function: serine-type endopeptidase inhibitor activity; protein binding.